Molecule: messenger RNA, 6002 nt
Organism: Aedes albopictus (Asian tiger mosquito)
Lineage: Eukaryota; Metazoa; Arthropoda; Insecta; Diptera; Culicidae
Gene: Sin3A
Product: paired amphipathic helix protein Sin3a
Biological process (GO): negative regulation of transcription by RNA polymerase II
Cellular component (GO): Sin3-type complex; chromatin
Molecular function (GO): transcription corepressor activity
Source: RefSeq, a predicted model, not a curated record
CUUACACUACGGCAAUCGGUGGUACAAACCUGGUAAAAACAACCAGCCAUGGUCAACCAACAGCACCACAACCAGCCCAGCAAAUCCAUGUUGUGAACACGACCAGCCAAGUUCGUGGCCAUAAAGGUACCGCGAAUACCAACGCCGGAACGAACCAAGUGAUAACCACAAUGCCAACAAACGUAAUCUCGAGCGCACAGCCGCAACCACCGCCUCCACCCCCGCCACAGGGUCAGGCGCAGUUCCAGCGAUUGAAGGUCGAAGAUGCGCUCAGUUAUCUGGAUCAGGUGAAGUUUCGGUUUGGAAAUCAACCGCAAGUCUACAACGAUUUUCUUGAUAUCAUGAAAGAGUUCAAAUCCCAGAGCAUCGAUACGCCCGGAGUUAUUCAACGCGUGUCGAAUCUGUUCAAGGGUCAUCCUGAAUUGAUAGUGGGUUUCAACACGUUUCUUCCGCCUGGUUAUAAGAUCGAAGUGCAGGCGAACGAUCAGGGCUAUGCCUUUCAAGUGUCCGUUUCAGUGCCAUCGACGUCAGCCGGAACGGCAGUCGCCCCGCAACCGUCUCCCCAUAAGUACAACACCAUUUUCCAAGGGGGCGGCCAAAUCGUACAAACUGGCAACACUGCUGUUAAUCUAGUGACCUAUGGGCAUUCAACCGGUUCAGUGCAUACCACUCUGCAAUCGGUGAGUACAACCGGUCCUACAACGCAAAAUUCCAAUGUUACAAGUAUUCCACCGAUUCCUCAAUCUCCGCAAAAUUUCUCGAGAGAUCGAGAACGAACGAUCUCCGGCGGUAGCGGAGGACCUACAAUGCCACCGAGCAACACUCCCAUAGGAAGUGUUACGUCCGAUCCUUCCACACUAAACAGUCAGCAGCAGCAGCAAAAUCUCCAUCGAAUGAUCUCUCAAACAGUGAUUCCUCAUCAACCCCAACAACAGCAACCACCUCCACCGGAAACGGCCGCGGCUGGAAACGCGCAACCGAACCAACCGGUAGAAUUCAACCAUGCCAUCACCUAUGUCAACAAAAUAAAAAACCGUUUUCAUUCUCAGCCGGAAAAGUAUAAACGAUUCCUGGAAAUUCUGCACACCUAUCAGAAGGAGCAGAAGAUCCACAAGGAGGGAACCCCGGGGGCGUGCAAUUCCGGUGCCAAACAGCUAACUGAGGCCGAAGUCUACACCCAGGUGGCAAAGCUCUUCGACAAUCAGGAAGAUCUCCUGAGAGAAUUCGGCCAAUUUCUGCCGGAUGCGACCAGCCAUGCCCCGAUGCAUGUCAAUAAGAAUCAUUCGAUGCAUGAACCAGUGCAAGUUCCACCACCGCAGCAACAAACGCACGGCAAAAAGAUGUCCGGCAGCGUGAUGAACGCCAACGUGAAGCCCUUCAACAGCUCCCAUCAAGCCGGGUUGGCACGUCUACAGGACCGAGAUUACGGUCCAAGUGAAAAGGAUUACUCUGGCAGCGGUGGAAUGGGUCGAGGUGGAAGUAUGGGUCUCGAAAAAGAACCACGGAAUCACGUAAGCAAUCAAAAGUAUGGUCACGGUGCUUCCGGUAUGCCGGGAAGUGGCCACGGAGGAGGCGGAAAUGCAAUUAAACGGUCACCAUCCUACUCCCAAGUUCCUCCGCACAUGGGACAUAAUCUGUCAGCAAGGGAUCGCGAGGGUCCCCCUAUGAAGCGUCACAAGCCCAUCUGUAGGGACAUAACGCUGGCCGAGGCUUCAAAAUUCGGCACGUUGAAUGAUUACGCUUUCUUCGAUAAGGUCCGGAAAGCUUUGCGGAGUCCGGAUGUCUACGAAAACUUCCUGCGAUGUCUAACGCUGUUCAAUCAGGAAAUUGUUUCUAAAUCCGAAUUACAAACCCUGGUGACCCCGUUUCUCAGUAGGUUCCCGGACUUGCUGAAAUGGUUCCAGGAUUUCCUGGGCCCUUCAACGGUACCGGAGUGCGUCCCGUUGGCUUCGGCUCAACGACAAGAUCGAUCUCAAAGUGAACUGGCCACCGAUAUUGAUUUGUCCACUUGCAAGCGGCUCGGUGCCAGCUACUGUGCUCUUCCGAAAUCUCACGAGAAUGUGAAAUGUUCCGGUCGGACGGCGCUCUGCCGGGACGUUCUCAACGAUACCUGGGUCUCAUUCCCGACGUGGGCGGAGGAUUCCACCUUCGUCACGUCGCGGAAAACGCAAUACGAGGAGUUCAUCUACCGUUGCGAAGAUGAACGAUUCGAGCUGGAUGUUGUGAUAGAAACCAACAGUGCAACGAUACGUGUGCUGGAGGGUGUCCAGAAGAAGUUGAGCCGGAUGUCCCAGGACGAAGUGAGUCGAUUCCGGCUGGACGAGUGUUUGGGUGGCACUUCGGCGACGAUACACCAGCGGGCGCUGAAGCGUAUCUACGGCGACAAGGCGGCCGAUAUUAUCCAGGGGCUGAGGAAGAACCCCGUUGUGGCCGUCCCGGUGGUGCUGCGAAGGUUGAAAGCCAAGGAGGAGGAAUGGCGCGAAGCGCAAAAGGGCUUCAACAAGCAAUGGCGAGAGCAGAACGAAAAGUACUAUCUUAAGUCCCUGGAUCACCAGGGCAUUAACUUUAAGCAGAACGACAUCAAGGCACUCCGAUCGAAAAGUUUGUUCAAUGAAAUUGAAACGCUUUUUGAUGAGGUGAGUUACAUGAAGCGCCACGAGCAAACGGAAGACGGCAGCUCCAAUCCGUUGACCACUGGACCGCACCUGGUACUGCCCUACAAGGACAAGUCGAUCCUCGACGAUGCGGCAAACCUACUGAUUCAUCACGUGAAACGACAAACCGGUAUCCAGAAGCAGGAAAAGGCCCGCAUCAAGCACAUCCUGCGGCAGUUUGUGCCGGAUUUGUUCUUUGCCCCACGGCAGCAGCUAAGCGACGAUGAACGGGAGGAAGAUGACCGAGAUAUGGAUGUCGAUCAGGAACACGAAGACGACAACAAGACUUCCUCGAAAAAUGGCAACAAAAACAAUGGCAGCAGCAGUUCGCCGAGCACAAGAACGGAAGGAGGCAAUGGAAGUGGAAGUGCCACCGAUAAGGAUGCCUUCGCAUCUGCCAUAAAAGAGGAAACGCCGGACAGUACAACCAGCAGUGGUUCCAAACCGACCACCUCGGUUGCGGCUAGCAGCAGUAGUCCACCGGAAAGUGCAAUGCCAUCGACCGGAUCGACUACGAGUAGUGGCGGUGCAACUACGAGCAGUCAACCGACGACCAGUACGACAGUCGGUGUCGAUAGUAGCUCGACGUCCGGUGCCAACAACAACCGAUCAUCCACCGAAGACAGUGGCAAGGAAAAUCUACCCGAUAGUGCUAUCAAGGUGGAAAUAAAGCUGGAGCAUGACCUCGAUCAGCCCACCGUUGGUUCGGGUUCUGCGGGGCAAUCGACAGCGGGUGGAGUACAACAUACAACGAACCCACCACUCCCGGCGCAUGCCAUCAGCAAGCAUUAUGAGGAAGCCUACACGCUAUUUUUCACCAACAACAACUGGUAUCUGUUCCUGCGAUUGCACGCAAUCCUCUGCGAACGGCUACGAACGAUCUACGAGCGAGCCCAAAUCAUUGCCACCGAAGAGCGGAUGUAUCAGAGUUCCCGAAACAACAGCACGGCCACGGCCCUGCGACUGAAGCCCAAGAGCGAAAUCAAAGUGGAAGAUUUUUACUCCACCUUCCUGGAAAUGCUAAAGAACGUACUCGACGGAAACAUGGAGGCCAGCAACUUCGAGGAUUCGCUUCGGGAGAUGUUCGGAAUCCAUGCCUACAUUGCAUUCACGCUAGACAGGGUUGUACAAAAUGCCGUUCGACAGCUGCAGCAUUGCGUGACAGAACGGGGCGCUCUGGAAUGUGUCGAACUGUUCCAACUGGAGCAACGCAAAGGCGGUGCCGGCGGACUCUGUCGCACUGCGAAUCGUCGCGUUGCCCACGAACUGGCGUAUCAACGGAAAGCGGAGGCAGCUCUCCAGGACGAAAACUGCUUCAAGGUUUACCUUUACAAAAUCGACUGCAAGGUGACGAUUGAGCUGUUGGACACCGAAUCGGACGAUACGGCGCAAAAUUUCAGCAAUGCCCAAAACUACAGCAACUACGUCGAUCGGCUGUCAAAUCCGGCGGCCACCGGUACGGGUAGCGAGAGUGGUGCCAGCAUUACCGGGGGCGCCACCGGAAGCGGCAAUGUGGAAAUCAAAACCGAAAAACCGGACGAUGAUUUGGCUUACAGCAGCGCCAACAGGAAAGCCCGAUUUUUGCAGCGCAAUCUGCGUCGCUGUAAGGCGGCAAAUCCAUCGCAGAUUGCGGAGCUCAAAGGCGAUUCCUCCCCAACGGAAGACCGCGACAGCAAAUCGCCUCUGUUGUCCGGAGGGACAACAACCACAACUACUACCGCCACCGGUCAGAAGCUGAACAACGUGGCGGCUUCGCAGCAGUCCACGGAAGGCCACGGGCCCAACAAUAACAACAACAACACCCUGAAGAAGGGAGACGGUGCGGAUGUGACGGCAUCCGGCGCCACUGGGGUCACCGUUUGGAACCACAAGGGCAAGACGAGUCAGGCGCCCGAACGGUUACCGAGCAGUAACGGCGACCAGAGCUACUACGUGGACGAUCGGGAACAGUUCCGGCUGAGCAUGAACAACAACAAGAUUAGCUUCGUGCUGAACAAGCAUCACAUCUUCUACAAGCGCAAGUCGUUGCUGAGGGCGCGAGAGACGCACCCCGCCGUCACGAAAACCAUGCAUCACCGCUUCGACGCGUUCGUGCAGCGCUGGCUCGACCAGAACGUGAGCGACGCCCAGCGGACCCAGUGCAACGAGUGGCUCCUCGGCACCCGACUGGAUCUGGUCAAAAACGUAACGGUCGUCCGGCAGAACAACGACAUCAGUCGGACGCCCUACAUGCCCUACAAUCGGUACAAAGUCGAGAAAGUCGACCAUCUGUGAACACGAACCGGUGUCUCCUGAACCUAAUCUAAUGCCCCCUCCCUCCCUAAAACGUGACUAAGCGAGUGAAGGCUGGACCCCAUCAUCGUAGUGUGAAACCUGGUAGAAUGGAAUGUGACAACCGUACAGCGGGAAGUAUUAACACUGUGAGGGAAAUACUUUAGUUGUGUUUGUGUAACUAUAGUAGGCGGUAAGUAUCCUUCCUUAUGUUCUGAUUUCUCGAUUCAAAGGGGAAAUCUCGUUUUACUGUAAUCCAUCUUUUAUUAAUUUGAUUACUAGGUAAGCAGAGUUUUUAACUACAGAUUAAAACAAAUACAAUGAAAACCUACAAAAACUAAACCUUAAGAAACAUGUACAAUUGAGAGUAGUUCAAUAUAUAGUAAACAGCAAACGCGAUCCAAGUUCAUUAUUAGCCAAAAUGGUAUAGAACAUUUAGACGUUAGGCAAGCAGCAGCAACAGUUUAUUUAAACAUAACAAUUACAAGUAGAGACAUAGUUAAAACCACCCCCUUCUUAAACAGAUAUGCUACUCACCGCGCUACGAAUGUCGUAGAAUUGUAGUUUUUAGUGGACGACAAGAGAGGCAAAACGCAUUCAAUUAAUAUUUAAAAACCGUCAGACAUUUUAACUCUAGGUUGUAGACUACCAAUAAGUUGCAGUGCAAAUCUUCCUCUUGUGAUAGGAACAUUGUGCGCCAAGAUAAUCUUACAAUGCGUUACGAAAAAAUCUCAUCCCAAUGCGUUUUGUCAUAUGUAAGAAGCAUGUAUGAUGAACUUGGUCCAAGUACCAAUUUAUUACUUGAAUAUGGAUGCUUUGUUAAGAAGAGCAACAUACUAUUUCUGUUCUCAUCCCUCUUCGCUUCAAAUUAAUGCUAAGAUAAUUUAAUUCGAAAUCUGUCAGUGCAGAAACCGAGCAACAGAUUGUAGUAGUGAGACAACAUAGGAAGGCAAACAUGCUCUAAUCUAAGUUAUUUUCCUCUGUGAAUAUAAGAAUUAAGCAAUUACACACAUGAAAAAUGAAAAUAUUUAAAACUACUACGUCAAACGCGUCAAUAAAUGUAAAGUUAUUUGAAAA